This is a messenger RNA of Priapulus caudatus, 2589 nucleotides long. RefSeq names its product sodium/potassium/calcium exchanger 3-like. The transcript is spliced from 17 exons. Gene Ontology annotation, molecular function: calcium, potassium:sodium antiporter activity; calcium channel activity. The coding region runs from base 174 to 1988 and encodes 604 amino acids. Lineage: Eukaryota; Metazoa; Priapulida; Priapulimorpha; Priapulimorphida; Priapulidae. Gene Ontology annotation, cellular component: membrane. Gene Ontology annotation, biological process: intracellular calcium ion homeostasis; calcium ion transmembrane transport. The record is from RefSeq and is a predicted model, not a curated record.
ACUCCAAGCAACAAGAACAUCGGAUUGACUCCAGUAGGAGCGAUCUAACAGCAGGCAGACGGCUGUUGCAGAAGGGCAACGAUGAUCAACAAGAGAACAACAUUGCCCAGGAGACCACGGAGGAUUACCCGACCUGGGUAAAGGCCGACGUCUCCGAGAUCGAGAAGGAGUUGAUGGGGAUGGUUGAGUCACAGAACGGGACGAGCAAUGACAGUGAGGAAUGCUCCCUUCCAGCAUAUGAGGAGUUUCCUCACGAUGGCUUAACGGCGCAGCAACGCGCACACGGGGCCAUCAUCCUACACAUCCUCGUCACCAUUUACAUGUUCCUCGGCCUGGCGAUCAUCUGCGAUGACUACUUUGUAUCAUCAUUAGAGAAGAUAUGCUCGAGGUUGAACAUAGGAGAGGAUGUUGCCGGGGCAACGUUUAUGGCAGCUGGAAGUUCCGCACCAGAACUUUUCACCUCUAUCAUAGGUGUGUUUAUAGCCAAAGGAGAUGUUGGAGUAGGGACCAUAGUUGGCUCAGCCGUAUUCAACAUUCUGGCUAUCAUUGGCCUAUGUGGCAUCGCUGCCGGAAUGGUAGUGGAAUUAACGUGGUGGCCACUGUUUAGAGAUACAAGCUAUUACAGCCUUGCUAUUGUGAUUCUUAUUGUGGUAAUUUUCAAUGGGGAAGUCACCUGGUAUGAAUCUGUUAUUAUGCUAGUCAUGUAUGCCAUCUAUAUUGUCAUUAUGAAAUUUAACUCGAAAAUUGUGUGGAAAAUGGCGCAGCGGAAAGUAGAGAAGGAGCAUGAAGAACACGGGGAUCAUGUGGAUACACACUCAAUUGGCUUACCAGAGCACGUACGCACAAUUUACGAGGAGGAAAAUGGCGAGAGAAACUCCAUAGAGAUAUCCGUACCCAUGGUGCAAAUGGAUAAAGUAGUAAGAAGGAAGUCUGGAACGGAGAGGGAGGAGGCGAUACAAAGAUAUCUGAAUCAACGACGCAGUAGUGCAACCAGUUUGGAAUAUCAAAGACAGCACAGGUUGGAAUAUCCUGAGGCUGUAACAAAACUUAUGCUGGGAAAACAGUUUUCGGCCAAAACCCGUUUGCAAAUGGCGACUAGAGUCAUCAUUCAAGAGCAGCAGAAGAAGCGCGAUGACAACCUGAACAAGCAGCGAUCGUCGACGAUAAACCAGUCUCAGAUGAGCAUGAAUAGCAGCAUCGGGGCGAUAAUGAAGAGCAACCGCGCUCUGAAGCACGAGAUCACGAAGAGCUAUCUGAGCCUGAGCGGCGCGUUCUCACCGUCCUACAUCAACAUCGCACACGGAGCGCCAGAGACAGAGGAAGACGAACAGGAGGAGUUUGACGACUGGAAAAAGGGACCCCCCACAGCUGAUGGGUGUGUGGCCGUCUUAAAGUGGGUGCUAUUCUUGCCUCUACAAUGCCUCUUCUACGUGUCUGUGCCUGACUGUCGCAAGCAGAGAUGGGAGCGUUGGUUCUUUGUGACAUUCACAAUGUCCAUAGUGUGGAUAGCCGUCUUCUCCUACGUCAUGGUGUGGAUGGUGGCAAUCAUAGGCUACACGAUUCACAUACCCGACAGCAUCAUGGGUAUCACUUUCCUUGCUGCUGGCACCAGCAUCCCAGAUGGCAUGGCCAGCCUGAUCGUAGCCAAGCAAGGUCUAGGUGAUAUGGCAGUUUCUAACAGUAUAGGCAGUAAUGUGUUUGACAUUCUGCUAGGCCUAGCUUUACCCUGGUUCGUAAAGACAGCUAUAGUAUCAUCUGGAGAGACGGUGCACAUUAACAGUAAUGGCCUCGUGUACUCAGUAAUCCUGUUAUUUGGAACAGUGGUUGUUACGAUCGGAAGCAUACAUUUCAACAAAUGGAAGCUGGACAGGAAGCUUGGCUUUGGUCUCUUGGUAGUCUAUGUGGUGUUCUUAGUUUUCUCGUGCCUGAUUGAGUUUAACGUGUUUGGAUACGUCAAUGCACCACCCUGUGCCCGAACAGGCUAUUAGUAACUCCAUGUAGAGCUAUAUCUGUUCUUGUAAAUAAUAGUUCUUUUCGCCAAUUUGUUUUUGUGACUGAAUUUAUUUCUUCCUAUAAGGAUAGACUGAUUGUUUAUGCCAUACAAAACUGUUUGACAUGUCAAGAGUUUUUGAUACAACUUUCCUGGUAUAUCACGCGCUCAGAAUGCACCCAGAUUGAAAGGUUUUCGUGUAUGCACUACACAUAUUUUUCCUUUCCUUCCUCCUUCUCUUGCCAGUGCCCCUGCUUCACUAUCCUGUCGAAGACAAGGACUGUGACACAAUUUUUCUGGUCAUGAUACAUAUCGGGGCGACUGAUAUUUUUAGUGACUAUACGUAGUAGUAGAGAAUUCGUCUGAGAAAACUGUGUAAGAUAUAGAGAUUUAUUAUGGAUAUGAUAGUACAGAAUAAAUAAUUAUUGUAUUAGGUCAGAGAAUAUAUAUUAUGUAAAGUGCAGGUAUGGUUAUAGUGUGUCAUACGUCCAUCACGAUUUAGGGACAGUCGGUCUACAGAUGGGCUGUAGAAUGGAGAUCGUGUGCAGAAUCGAGGUAAAAUUUUAAGUAGAAAAUAAACCUGAUUACAAUUCUGUGAA